Messenger RNA from Aspergillus pseudotamarii, 3743 nucleotides. Its product is annotated as WD repeat protein. Bases 352 to 3468 code for a protein of 1038 amino acids. Gene Ontology annotation, biological process: protein deubiquitination; double-strand break repair via homologous recombination. Lineage: Eukaryota; Fungi; Ascomycota; Eurotiomycetes; Eurotiales; Aspergillaceae. The record is from RefSeq and is a predicted model, not a curated record. Gene Ontology annotation, molecular function: ubiquitin binding. The transcript is spliced from 8 exons.
AAAGCCUCCACGCUUGUCAUUUCCAGGCACACCACUUAAACAGUAGCGCUUCUCUUUCUCUCUCUCUCCUAUCCUCUCGUGCCGUGGUUCUCUCUUUCUAAUUCGUCUCCUACCCACCUUCUCUUUGGUGUAUUGUUUCCUGUUUGACUUUUGCGCAUUGUUCUUAAUCUAUUUUAUUUCUUUCUUUCCUGUCCCUUCCUUCUUGUACUAAGACGCAAGAGGGAUGCUUAUGGUUGCGACUGCUGCGACUUGGUGAGUGAUCGACCGCCCACUUGGUGUAACCUCCGCACUGAGCGCCGUCUCCUCCGCACCUCCUCCUCAACUUGCCUCUCCGGAGGACCUCAACGCUAUAUGGCUCGGAAAUUAAGUCACCAGAGGAUCACAUAUGUGCUACCUCUGCCUGAUGCCCCCGGUGGUCAUCGGCUGGGAGUAAACGGCCUAGAAAUCGACACAGACAACUCCAUCCUGUAUUCCGCUGGUCGCGAUGGUGUCAUCUGCUCAUGGGAUCUAAAUCUAUCGCUGAAGUCAUCGUCCCCUCCCACCUUGGGCGCUUCCAAACCGGCUCCCACGACAUUCCGAAAUCAAGUCCAGGCGCACAGCCACUGGAUCAAUGACAUUGUUCUAACUAAGAACAACUCGGCUCUAGUCUCUGCAUCCUCCGAUACUACUGUACGGCUAUGGCGACCGCAUUCUGAAUGUACAGAAGUCUCGGACCCGAUUGGGAAACAUGCGGAUUACGUCAAAGCUCUGGCCACACCGGGGAGUCAUGCCUCUUGGGUUGCGUCCGGAGGUCUAGAUCACAAAGUCUACCUGUGGGACUUGAAUCGCGGCGGGGAGAUAUUGAAUAUUGACGCCUGCGGAGGGGAUAGCACGGCUAAAGGGUCUGUAUAUGCGCUCGGAGCCGUAUCUUCUGUGAUCGCCAGCGGCGGGCCAGAGAGUGUGGUCAGAGUGUGGGAUCCGAAAUCCGGGAAGCUGAUUACCAAAUUUGUCGGACAUACAGAUAACAUUCGAGACAUUCUGGUAAAUCGGGAUGGGGAUACGAUCAUGACGGCGUCGUCUGACCAAACGGUCAAGAUCUGGUCUCUAACCGCUGGAAGGUGCAUGCACACAUUAACCAUGCACAAUGACAGUGUUUGGUCGCUUUAUUCAAACCACCCUCAGCUAUCCGUCUUUUACUCGAGCGACCGGUCUGGUCUUGUUGCGAAAACUGACACGCGAUAUGCGGCGGACAUUGAGCAAGGUCUCUGUGUCGCAACGUUGCAAGAACACGACGGAGUAGUCAAUGUCGUAGCAGCGGGAGACUACAUCUGGACUGCGACACCAAAAUCUAGUAUUAAUCGUUGGAAUGACGUGGACACCACUGCCGACAUUGAGCCACCGUCAUCAAGGGAGCGAGAAACUGCUUCAGGUACUGAUACCACAACAUCAGAGAACUCAAAGACGACAGAUAGUCGACCGAAGAAGAUUCCGUAUGAGUCUGUUCUUUUGCUCUCGAGUACUUCGACGUUCCCCAAGGCAAGGGUGCCCGAAACUACCCAACCGCACUCGAAUGCAAAUGCGCAGUCACCGUCAUCCGAGAUAGAGGACGAACUGGAGCUUACGCUUCCUGUCCAUGCACUGCCAGAUGAUACAAUCGAGGGCCAGCAUGGAUUGAUCAAGCAUUUUUUCUUGAAUGACAGAAAGCGGACGUUAACGCAGGAUUCUGCUGGUGAAGUGGUUCUUUGGGACCUUCUCAAGUGUGUGCCAAUUCAGUCAUAUGGCAAGCGUCAUAUAGACGAUGUUGCAUCCGAGCUCAACACGACAGAAAGCAUUGCUCACUGGUGCACGAUCGAUAUCCGUACUGGAAGAUUGUCCGUGAUACUGGAACCAGGUCGCUGCUUUGAUGCCGAGGUCUACGCUGAUGAGGCCAACUUGUCAGAUUAUUCACAGAUUCGUGACGACCAAAGAAUCAACCUAGGCAAAUGGAUCUUGCGCUGGCUGUUUGCCCCUCUGAUAGAGGAAGAGCUCAAACGCGAUUCUCAAUAUCGCAGCGCUGCCCUAGCAAAGGCCGAGGAGCUCACAAAACUAAAUCUGUCGAAUACCUCCGCCCCUAUGGAUAUACCAUUUGCGGAUGGGUCACGAAAUCUAGCCGCAUCUUUUGACCCAUCAAUAUCAUCUCUGAGGCUCGGAUACGAAUCUAUUGGUAGCCCCUCGACUCCAGGCUUUGGGAUAGGGUUCGCCAACAGCCCCGGAUCUCUCGCAACCCCAACGCUUAACCCAAAUGCAAGCAAUAAUAGUCACCUCGGCACCUCACCGGGAGAGUUUUCUGACUAUCUCACGUCUCAUCCCACUGCUGAUAUGACAAGGAGCUCUCUGUCGGACAAGUCGAGUGACUAUCUCUCAUCGCCUAGAACCCAUGGCCUACCUCCUUUGGAUACCGAUAAGGCGUUGCCGACACCAGGGGAGCCGACACCAACAGCUCUUCCACAAUCACCGAUGGAGCCUGAUAAAGAGGAGCGGAAAAAGGGCAGCUCUUUGUUUGGGAAGAAGUUUAGAAUGGACUUCCCAAAGAAACUCGGUCGGACUUCAUCGGAAGUGAAGCCCCAGAUUCAAGAGGAAAAGGUGGAGGAGUCCGACAAAUCCUCAGUAAAGGAAGAGAAAGUGUUCGAAAACAACCUAGGCGGCUUCAUUGAGCGCAUCCGUUCUGAAUAUGACGAGCAUCUCUCUGCACACCCGGGGCAAGAGCUGACACCAGCCUUCUCCCCAAGUCAGGAGAAUGAAACACCGGUGCUGAAUAUACCAGACCGUGUUGCAGUACUGAUACAAGAAGAAACGGGAGAAACUGCUGUGGCUUCUGACCUCUAUCGAGGCAGUGUAGGAAGUAUCCGGGAAGAGAUCGAUAAACUGGAGAAAUCGAUUCCUCUGUGGCUUGCUGAUCUGCUACUCAAGAACCAAGUGCCUUUUAAGGAACCCGUCAAGGUCGCUUUUACGUUGAAACCGUAUGAUGAUCUUUUGCCGCCUGUUGUGAAGCCAGAAGUCAAUGUCGCCAAUGGCAACACGACCAACAACCGGCUGAAUGCAAACCGCAUGCUACGAGCGAAGAAGAUCCUUGCGUAUGUGGCCGAGCGAAUCGACUCACCGAACCCUGACGAACCCGAAGAGAAUGCGAUGAAGCCAGAAGAGUACUUGGAACUGUACUGUCACAAAGUGCUGAUACCCCCCAACAUGACUCUGGCGACGAUUCGCACUCAUAUUUGGCGUUCAUCGGGUGAUAUGGUGCUCCAUUACAAAGCAAAUGGAAAGAAGGAAAUUCGAAUGCCCGGCCCUAGUCAAGAGGAUGACAGAGGCAACCAGGAAGCUGGAGCAGAUUCACACCUGCCUGCCGAAGCAGGAGGCAUGUCGCAGGGAGAAGGCGGAAGUGCACCGCCAGGGAGUAUCCAUUCGCAGACAGCCUCUGGGUCGACCUCCGUCUCUAUCCAUAACCCUUGAUUCGAGUGGAGAGCUUUAACUUCUAAUUCUUUGUGACAUUACUUCUGUGUACAGUGCUGGACAUAGUGUGAAUAUCCGCAUGGACGUAAAGGAUCGUAUGUAUAUAUGCUGCUGAUAGCAGCCACAAUCAGGACAAUAACACUGUGUUUGAAAUUAAAUUCUAGUUGUAGAAGCUGGGGAACUAUGGACCGUAGUCAUGUCAUGGUCGAGGUCGAUAUAAAAGAUCGCCGGAGCGGAUCAUCCGUGCCAAGACCCAAAACACUUGCCAUUUAUCC